AUGUGCGAAGAGGCGUGUUUUAUUAAACCUGGUCCAGACUGGCUGCCGAGACUCAUGGUGAUAGAUGGCUGCAACAUUGGAAGAAGUGCUUGUGGCAUGGGCAGAGAAGCUGUGAAUUGUGCUGGACUAAUGGCGGUGAUUCGAUGGUUGCUUGUACGAGAUUUCGAUGUGGUAGCAUUCCUUCCGGUCGUCUACAAUAACUCACACAAUUUCAACGCCGUUCACGUACAUCUGUUAGCGAAAUUGGAGGAGCUCGGCCUUGUCACGUUCACUCCCGCUAGAACUGGACGAGGAGAGCGAAAAGCUUUCAUCAAUUAUGACGACCUAUACGUCACUACACUGGCAGCUCGUCACGGUGGUUGUGUUUUGAGUGGUGAUAAGUUCAAAGACAUCCUUGCGCAGCCAACCUACAGUGAAUUUCAUCCCGUUAUCCUCAACCGAACGCUGGAUAUCAAGUUUCGAUUUCUGCCACACGAUGUUGUACAUCACGGGAUCGAUGUCUUCUAUAAAGCCCUUCCAGAACUGUUCAUAUAUGAGGACAUGACAAUACGAGCAUCGGUAAUCGCACAGAAGAUAUUUGCCAGUCCUGAUGACCCGGAGUUUUCAAAAGUGCUACUUCGCCGAGAAUCAUGGAGCGAAAAGCGAAAGGAGGAGCGGAUCAGUGCUAUAGAUGACAUGAUGGCAGAGCUGUGUGAACGGAAUGCUAUUCGUCCACUGGCCCUUGAAAACUUGCCUGGUUAUCAAAUGGAGCCAUUCGGUGGAUUCUGUGAAGGAAUCGAGGACAUCUUUGGUGGCCCAAACACGCUCAAUCCAGCUGAUUUCGACUCGAGGACAACUGGCGCAAUUAUGGACGACCUGUGGAUAGAUACCGUUCCUCCGACGAUAGACCAGGCCGAAGCCGUCGCCGAUUUUUCGCUAAUAGACUUCUCCGAUAGUUUCACACCGUUUCCGAGCCAAAGCUAUCCCGCAGAGCCCACUGAACCGCCGUUAGAUCCAUUCGAUGUACUACCUACUACCAGCAGCCAGAAUAGUUGGGAGAGUUAUCGCUCGGAUGGCAGCAGUAAUCAAAAAUCUUUAAUGGAUGAUGAAAAUGGACAGCUGAAGAACGCUUACAGCCAGGAGGAUGUUCUUCAGGAGAUUGUAGCCCAUAUCGAUACGCUGAUAACGACAAGAGAUCGCCUUUCGCGGAGGGAUCCCGUUCAAGAACAUCAACGUUCCAUGACAGAACUGAUCUCGUUCUUCGAGGAUCCCCCAUCAAAUGAACCGAAAUUCCAUGGCGAUUCACAAGGUGGACCGAAUGGGACGUUACAAGGGCUACGGUCACGGAAUGAUAUUAUUAAUGUGACGGAAGGUUUCUGCGUUGGCCUACAACGGCCAACAAAUAAUGCAUUUUCAGAAGAAGAAAUUAGCUACAAUCCCACACCUCAUGAUGAAGACGUCGACAUUAAGAAGGCUGUUAUCGAUUCUCAAAUAGAAACCGUGUUGUCGUCGAUCUUCCCGGCUGACAUUGUCCAACAAGUACUGGCCGUGAAUGCCAGCCGGAAUGUCGAUUUCCUAGCAGAUCAAUGUGCUGAAAUGUGCGUGUGA
Molecule: messenger RNA, 1587 nt
Organism: Ostertagia ostertagi
Lineage: Eukaryota; Metazoa; Nematoda; Chromadorea; Rhabditida; Trichostrongylidae
Source: the annotation of a GenBank genome assembly